AUGUCAAGUUUCCAGAGAGAAAAUGACGCAGCUAAAUCUCUGUUCAGGAGGCUCGAGUCUGCAGUUACUCCCAUCGUGUCCGGAGAGUACAGUCACCACCGGGACAGAGCGGCGAUGGCAUCCCGGGUCUCCUUCACCCAAGUCCGUCUGGAAGCGGAGCUGGAGCGCUACCGGGCCGAGUGCCAGUGGGACAAGAUGCCGAUGAUGAUCGAACAGAUGAAGCUUGCGCGGAUCCACGAGGACGAUGACUAUGGGAUGCUGCUGCUGGCUGAGACGCUGCUGGAGGAGUGCUUGCAAGAAAACAUGGACCUGUUACGAAGCUCCACACCUUUGAUGGACAAGACCCAGCCCAGGCUGUCCCGGGCGAAAGGCCACCUCAAUGCCAUCCUCAGCCGAGGCCGUCUUACACCCAGGUAUUUGAACGAGGCUCUGCUGCUGAUGGCCAAAGUGCACUAUGUGCAGGGUCGCUACCGGGACGCCCAGGGAAUGUGUGCCAGGGUGGGACUGGAGGAGCUGACACGGGAUGAGCAGCCGACCUACCACCUCCGCCUGCUGGCUGAAGCUUUUGUCAUCAAAGGUCUGUCUCUGGACCACCAGACUGUCUCUGCAGUGUCUCGUGUCCGUCUGUCAGAGAGGGAGGAGGAGAGUCUGUCCUGUUACCUAAAGGCCUGUGAUGCUUCUCUGUCCUACCUGCAGGAGCUCGAUAAGGUGGUAACAACACCCAGCACCAAGACAGCCAAAGCCGGUCUGUUUCCUCCACCUGUGGAGAUCGAACUGGGCUACUUCGUACAGGCUUCCUUACAGAGUGCUUACCUUUGUCUGCUGCAGAGAGGUCAUCUUGCACAGGGUGCUCACCAACUGCGUAGGGUGCUCAGGGUGGUGGAGUCACGAGGGUCUCAGAGCUUCAGGAAGUCUGCAGCAAGGAAGCUAGCAGAGGUGCUGCUGAGCUCCGUGAGUGAGGACAGCUACUGGCCCCCGUUGGGCCCCCCACCCUCAGCCUGGCUCCACAGAGAGGGAGCUGCUGCCUCCAAAGACGCCAUCUACCCCACUGUUAAACCUCCACAACGUUACGGCACUGACUGUUGCUUCUGUCCUCAGGACGUGGUGGAGGAGGCUGUGUUGCUGCUGCUCAUCACAGAGUCCAUGGCCAGCGGAGAGGCGGUGAUCAGUCGUCUGCCAGACCAGGCCGAAGCUCGUCAGGCCAGCCUGCAGGAUGCCACCUCUGUCUAUGACCUGCUCACCAUCGGCAUGGCCAGGAGGGGGCAGUAUGGCAUGCUUUCCGAGUGUCUGGAACGAGCCAUGAAGUUUUCAUUUAACGAGUUCCACCUCUGGCACCAGCUGGGCCUGUCACUCAUGGCGGCCGGGAAGGGGGUUGGUGCUGUCUCUGUAUUUAAAGAGUGUGCCAGGAUGAGACCGGAGGAUCCCUCAUUGCCCCUAUUGGCUGCGAAAGUCUGCAUUGGUCAACUGCAAUGGUUCGAGGAGGCUGAGGCUCUGUCGCAGAGUGUGGCAUCUAUGGGGGAAGAAGCUGGAGAAUUUCUACCUCGGGCCUACCUGUCACUGGGUCUCUGCUGCAGUUUACAGGCCUCUGAUGCGCCUCUGAAAGCUGAUCGUGAUGAAUUCAACAAAAAGGCACUACAUGCUUUGAGCAAGGCUCAUUCAUUAGACCCCCUGGAUGCUCAGAUUGCUAUGUACCUGGCUCUCCAGCUGGCCCUCGUACGCCAGGUAUCCGCAGCCAUAGAGCCCCUGCAGGAGGCUUUAUCUCUCCGUGGGGACGACUUGCACUCCCUCCACCUGCUAACUCUGCUGCUGAGCGCCCAGAAACACCACCGUCAUGCCCUGGACACCCUGAACCUGGCCCUCAGCCAGCACCCCAGCAACUUCAAUCUGCUGUUCACAAAGGUGAAGCUUGAAGAGGCCCUCUUUGGCCCGGCUGCUGCCCUGCACACCUGUGAAGAGAUGCUGCAACACUGGCAGAGCCGCUAUGAUGUCAGCCGCUCCAGUGAGACAGAUGACAGCAGCAGUAUACCGAUGGCUGAGAGGGCAGAGGUCAGCCCUACAGCCAGGAAACCCUCCAUCCACCUCACCCUGCCUGACUUCCAGGACGCCUCCACUGGUUCGCUGAGCCCUUCAUCAGUUGCAGUAUCUCGUCUGGAAGCAGCACUCUCUGAGGUGUCGGACCUAAGCUCAACCCGUCGCCAAGGGCCCACCUAUAUCUGGACCACCCUGGAACGCAUUUGGCUGCAGGCUGGGGAGUUGUUCAUGGCGGACAGUCGGCUAAAGGAGGCCCAGUUCUGCAUAUCCGAGGCCAGCUCACUCUUCCCCAACUCGUACUCGGUGCUGCUGCAGCGGGGCCGCCUGGCUGAGCUCCGGGGCCAACUGGACGAUGCCAAAGGCCUGUACGACGAGGCCCUGGCCAUCCAUCCCACAGGAGAGCGCAUUCUUGUGCACAUGGGCCGUCUGCUGGUGAAAACUGGGCGUGUCCACCUUGGGGAGAAGGUCCUGCGUGAUGCGGUUCAGGUCCACAGCACCUCCCACGAGGCGUGGAGUGGCCUGGGCGAGGCCCUGCAGUCUCGUGGUGCCAGCCAGGCCCCCGACUGCUUCUUGACAGCCCUGGAGUUGGAGGCUUCCUGCCCCAUUCGGCCCUUCAACAUCAUCCCCAGGGAGCUUUGAGGGGCCUGGGCUGGGGUGGAGGUUUGGGUAAAGCUAAUAGCCUGUUGAUGUAUAAUUAUACAUUGGUGCAGAUACAUUGAAAAGCAGUGCUGGGUGAAAAAUGUUUCUUUAAUGAAAAGUCUGACAUUUUGGGAAAUAGGCCUGUCUGCUUUCUCGCCAAAAGCCUGAUGAGGAGAUUGAUACCACUCACAUCUCUCAGAUAAAUAUAAAGCUACAGCCAGAGGAUGGUUAGCUUAGCGUAAAAGGGACCUAUUAUGCUUUUCCUUCUUUUUUGUCAUAUAUAUAAUGUUACAGUGUCAGCUAUUCAUAAAAAAAUAUGGCCAAAGUUUUGAAUGAUAAGGUCAACUUAUGUAAAAGUAAUCCCUGUCAAUAAAAACCUCAGGCUGCAGACCAUUUUAAAUACUCUGUUACCAAUGUUUUCCUACUUUCAAGACAAGCUGACAUCAGCUUGUGAUGGAUUACUUUAGCUCCAGCUCCAGACAAGCGUUAACAUUACGUAGCCUACACUGCUACAUGUAGCUGUAUGCUAACGUCAUGUUUUCUUGGUUGCUGAUGUUGUUAAUUUCUCCCAGUUGUUCAGUGAAGAUUUUAUUUUAAAAGCUUCUGGUGAUCUUUCAAAGUAGAAAGUGCUGCUAUUCUCUGUUACAGUCAUUCCCUGGUUGCAAUGACGGUGCAGUGUAAAGACACCAAGAUACGAAAGACCUGGAAACACUGACCAAUCAGAGCUGACUGGGCUUUUUCAGGAGAGGAGAUGAAAGAGAUGGACGCUGAAAUGGAGCGUUUCAUGCAGAGAGUAAAUACAGGUCUAUUUAGGCAAACAGUAUGAGGAAAAUAAACUGUAGUAGAAACCCCAAAUAGAGGUAUGAAUCUGAAAAUGAGCAUAACAAGUCCCCUUUAAGAAAUACUCAAGCACAGAAGCCUGGUAAAACCACAAGUUCUUUUGUAGUCUUUCGCCAGAGCCAAUUUCAGUGUUUCCCCGUUUCCACUCUUUAUGCUAAGCUAAGCUAAUCAACUCCUGGAUGUAGCUUCAUAUUUAGCGAUCAGAUAUGAUUGUGGUAUCAAUAUAAUCAUCUAUCUGUCUGCAAGAAACCGAUUGGAGUGCAUCUUCCAAACUUCAAAGUAUUCCUUUAACAAGUAUUUCUUAAUUAUUGUUAAAUCUCAGUGAGUUUCAUUGUCACCCUCUUAAUUAUUAGUCUAACUGUCCAAAUACUAUAUGAGAAUUCCUAAAUUAUCAGAUGGAGAACUGCAAAAAAAAUGUCCCUUAAUGUUGCAUAUUUACACACAAAACAGUGACAAUAAUAUUGGAUAUUAAUACUGUGUGUGUGCAGGAAAAGCAACAGAGACAGAUUUCAGAGCAGUGCAAAGAAAGAAUCAUGUUUAGAAAUGUAAGUAUUGUAAGGAUGUACAUCUCCUAUGGAGUUAUAAGCACAGAAGUAAUAGCUCUUUUGCAAUUUGUGACAAAUGAGUAAUAUUUUAAAUAAUCAGAAUUAUCAGGUAUCAGUUUAUUGGUUCAUAAAUCACAGAGAUGUGCUGGUUACAUCUUGAGAUAGAAUGUAUGUUAUGUAGAAAUGCAGAUACAUAGAUUAUGUGUAGGCUGUCAGUUACAACAGCAGCUCCACUUCAUCUUUAUUUUAGCCCUUGAUGUAUUUUUGAUGAUCAUGUUGAUUGACGCAGCUUUCAUGUACACACACCCUCUCAUUUUCAAAUGAGAGCUCAUACAUUUUCUAGCAAGGACAAUCACAUAUCAUUCAAUAUGUCUUCAUUAUUUAUGUGUGUGCCUGUGUGUUUUCAUGCAGUAUGUCUUCUUAUUGUGUAACUUCAUGUAUGUGUGUUUGUUUUAAACCGUCCCUCUGGGGUGUUAUCAGUC
Molecule: messenger RNA, 4537 nt
Organism: Epinephelus moara (kelp grouper)
Lineage: Eukaryota; Metazoa; Chordata; Actinopteri; Perciformes; Serranidae
Gene: ttc7a
Product: tetratricopeptide repeat domain 7A
Exons: 21
Coding region: 1-2670 (889 amino acids)
Biological process (GO): phosphatidylinositol phosphate biosynthetic process; protein localization to plasma membrane
Cellular component (GO): plasma membrane
Molecular function (GO): protein binding
Source: RefSeq, a predicted model, not a curated record